AAUAUCCUAGAAAUGUAACCUCAAGUUUCCUCUCUUAAAUAAAAUUGGUGAACCUUUCAAAAAAAAAAUAAAAAAAAAAUCAGUUCGUCCCUUCGGAGACAUCCGUUAAAAUUGGAACGAUACAGAGAAGAUCAGCAUGGCCCUUGUGCAAGGAUGACACACACAAAUCGAGAAAUGGUCCAAAUUUUUUUUGUUUCCGUUUUCUCAUCACCCUAAUAAACCCCUAAUUUCCUUUUCUUCUGGUUCUGUAAACUGAUCGCUGAGCUUUGCUCUAAAUCUCGCCAUUUUCUUCAGGUUGUUAGGAGACUUGCAAACGGUCCAACAUUUGCUAAGGAUCUGAGGUAACUUCAGUUUGAAGCUGAUUUGAAUACACUUCUCCUUUACACCAGAUUUUGAGAAGAAAAUAAAAUGCUGCAAGGUGGACGUAUCAAGCUUAAAGGGUGGCAGCAAGCGGCUGUUGCUGUUGGCUCAGCAUUUGGUGCACUAAUGGAUCCAAGGCGGGGGGAUUUGAUAGCAGCUUUAGGGGAGACUACUGGAAAACCAGCAUUCGAAAGAGUUUUAGAGAGGAUGAAAAACAACCCAGAAGGCAGAGCUAUGUUGUUGGAGCGUCCACGUGUAAUAUCUGCUAACGUGGGCCAUGCAUGGGACCUACCAGAAAACACAUUUGGUGCAGCUUACGCGAGAUUUAUGGGAUCAAGAAACUUCUCUCCUGAUGACCGUCCACCAGUGCGCUUCAUGGAGACUGAGGAACUUGCAUAUGUGGCAAUGCGAGCACGUGAGGUGCAUGAUUUCUGGCAUACCCUAUUUGAUCUCCCAACCAACUUAAUCGGUGAAUCUGCACUCAAGGUCAUUGAAUUCAGGCAGAUGUAUCUACCGAUGUGCCUGUUGUCAGUUAUUGGUGGCACGGCUAGGUUUAACGAGAAGCAAAGGGCUCUGUUCUUCAAACACUAUUUGCCAUGGGCAACACGAGCUGGUAUGGAGUGUACAGAUCUUAUGUGCAUCUACUAUGAACAGCAUUUCCAUGAGGAUUUAGACGUUGUUCGUAAAAGAUGGGGAAUAACUCCUGCUCCUGCCCCUCCCAAAUAGAACCCAGUCUGAUCCUCCACAAGUUGAUUUCAGAACACUUUUUCUGAAGACUUGGAAUUGAGUUCAUGCAUGCAGGUUAGACGGAUGGAGUUAUGACUUCUUUGCUAAUUGAUGCUACACUGUAAAUGCCAAUGUUUCUUAUAUGAAUAUUUUAGCUGAACCAUAGUGAAUUUGCAAGUCUGUCUUUCUGUCUCAUUUUUAUUUUUGAUUAUUGUUUUUUGCAA
Molecule: messenger RNA, 1310 nt
Organism: Papaver somniferum (opium poppy)
Lineage: Eukaryota; Viridiplantae; Streptophyta; Magnoliopsida; Ranunculales; Papaveraceae
Product: ubiquinone biosynthesis protein COQ4 homolog, mitochondrial-like
Exons: 4
Coding region: 409-1086 (225 amino acids)
Biological process (GO): ubiquinone biosynthetic process
Cellular component (GO): mitochondrial inner membrane
Source: RefSeq, a predicted model, not a curated record